Phytophthora sojae is the source of this 735-nucleotide messenger RNA. RefSeq lists its product as hypothetical. Gene Ontology annotation, cellular component: chromatin; nucleus. The record is from RefSeq and is a predicted model, not a curated record. NCBI's taxonomy places the organism in Eukaryota, Oomycota, Peronosporomycetes, Peronosporales, Peronosporaceae. Gene Ontology annotation, molecular function: histone H3K36 methyltransferase activity; protein binding. The transcript has a single exon. Gene Ontology annotation, biological process: regulation of DNA-templated transcription. The coding region runs from base 1 to 735 and encodes 244 amino acids.
AUGCUCGCAGCCCGUGGGUCGGCGUCUCUGGUUCCAGCGCACCCAGCUCACACUCGUGGUGUUCACUACCAAGACCGCUUCGUUCCCGCCCGCAGGCCAUUCUCCGUAGCCCACCUCCGCACGCAAUUUAACCCCACGGGGGUCAUCUUCCCUGCGGUCCCGCACUUCGGCUCGUGCGACUGUGAGGACCCGUGCCGAGUUGGACGCUGCCACAACUCCCUCAUUCAGCUCUAUUGCAACGUGAACUGUUGCCCCUACAGCAGCAACUGUGGGAAUGGUUUGGUCGAGUCGACCAAGGUUGCCUUGGCAAGGAACGUGGUGACCAGACAAUUAGCCGUGGUGGCGCAGGAGUUCAUCGCUGCUGGCGUGAUUUUGGGCGAAUACCUGGGAGAGAUUGAGCAUGUGAAUGCCUCUCACGCUGCUAGUCCGCGGCAUGAAGGCUAUCUGCUAGUCAUGACGCAGAGGCCCGAGACACCAAGUCACCCCGUCCGAGUAGUCGUCAACGCGCAGCAGAUAGGGGGACUAAUGCGCUUCGUCAACCACUCGUGCGCGCCUGUGGCGCGCUUCUUGGAAGUUGUGAAUGGGCGGCGGACCACGGUCGUGGUGGCCACCACGCACGCCUUCUACGAGGGAGACGAGAUUACCGUGGACUACGAACCGGAUCUUUGGUUCGUGUGCCGCUGUGGCCACGCAAAUUGCUGCCACCGCGACAUCCAAGACAAGCAAGACCCGUAG